Molecule: messenger RNA, 567 nt
Organism: Mesitornis unicolor (brown roatelo)
Lineage: Eukaryota; Metazoa; Chordata; Aves; Mesitornithiformes; Mesitornithidae
Gene: THPO
Product: thrombopoietin
Exons: 5
Coding region: 1-567 (188 amino acids)
Biological process (GO): positive regulation of hematopoietic stem cell proliferation; thrombopoietin-mediated signaling pathway; cell population proliferation
Cellular component (GO): extracellular region
Molecular function (GO): hormone activity; cytokine activity
Source: RefSeq, a predicted model, not a curated record
AUGGAGCUGAACAGACUGCUCCUCCUCACAUCCUUUCUCCUGCACGUGGAAGAGAGCCGUGCCAGCCCAACGCGGCUGGUCUGCGACAACAGGCUCAUCCAGAUGUACAUUGGGGAGGCCAAGGACAUGGAGAAGAGAGUGGGCCAGUGCCAGGCACUGCCCACACUCAGCUGCCCUGCGGUGCUGCCCUUGGUGGACUUCAGCCUCCAGCAGUGGAAAUCCAAAUCGAACGAGACCAAGCAUCAGGAGAUCCUGUGUGACCUGGCACUGCUGGUGCGUGCUGUGGACAUGGCCCAGCAACAGGUGACCGAGGAGUGCGAGUCCAAGCAGCUGAGCCAGCUUUAUCAACGCACCCACUUCUUCCUCCUACUCCUGCAGGCCUUCAGCUGGGAGGCAGGACCCUGGGAGCCAGGCUGCUCCCCGCGCUCCACGGAGCAGUCCCGUAUCACCAGCAUCUUCCUCACCUACCGGCAGCUGGUGCAGGGAAAGCUGCGCUUCUUCUUCUACGACCUGGCCAAAGACUUGUGCAAGCAAGGCCAGGGGAGCGGCAGAGACGGGGUCCGAUGA